UCGUGUGCCUCAUAAGAUUUAUCUACCUUCAUGACUAACAACACGUCUGCAUGUUUUGUGCUUCAAAACCCAGCACGUCGUUUUACCUAAUGCAAAUUCCCGCUACACUGUCUCUUGAAGAAGAACAAAAAAUCAAAUUCCAAUGCUGGAGGAAAGGGGGUUGAGACACAAGAAGAAUCCUUCCAUCACAAAUCCAAGGGACACGAUAAGACUAAAAAGCAAAAUAAGGAAGCCAAGCAGCAUUACACCGCUCCGCCCACGCAUCGCACGAGACUCGCGCCCGCGCCCGCGCCUACGAAAGAAUUGGCGCCGAGUCCUCACCACCGCCCACCCCCCCCUUCUUGACUCCGUGCUUUACUUACUUGGUUUUGGCUGGGCGGGGAUGGGAUGCACAUCGUUAUUUCCUGGUGCUCUUCCCCCUUUUCUUUUUUUUUGCCUUGGUCACGAGAUGGGACCCCUUGGUGGGGGAAUUUGUUGUUGUGUAGAUGCGUGCGAGUUAGGGAUGAACUUGGUUUACUAUAUGUGAGGAUAUAUAUAUAUGUGUGUGUGUGUGUAUGUAUGCAUGGUUGUGUCGUUCAGAUGAAAUAUGUGUAAGUAUGAAGGGGGGGGGCAAGGAGUGAGUGCAUAAUUUCGCGGCGGGGGGGUAAUACGAGACGGCAAGAAAGAGAUGGUUGGUGGGGAGAACAGCUAUUCCACAUCUAAUUCCCUCUUCUCUUUUCCCCAGGUGCAGAAAAGGAAGACCGCCAUCUCACUUCUGUGCUUU
Bipolaris sorokiniana ND90Pr is the source of this 763-nucleotide messenger RNA. RefSeq lists its product as uncharacterized. The transcript has a single exon. Lineage: Eukaryota; Fungi; Ascomycota; Dothideomycetes; Pleosporales; Pleosporaceae. The record is from RefSeq and is a predicted model, not a curated record. The coding region runs from base 143 to 526 and encodes 127 amino acids.